This is a messenger RNA of Toxoplasma gondii ME49, 7194 nucleotides long. RefSeq lists its product as hypothetical. Gene Ontology annotation, molecular function: single-stranded DNA 5'-3' DNA exonuclease activity. The record is from RefSeq and is a predicted model, not a curated record. NCBI's taxonomy places the organism in Eukaryota, Apicomplexa, Conoidasida, Eucoccidiorida, Sarcocystidae. The transcript has 3 exons. Gene Ontology annotation, cellular component: nucleus. Bases 1214 to 5995 code for a protein of 1593 amino acids. Gene Ontology annotation, biological process: interstrand cross-link repair.
UGUGUCGCCGAGACCUGAGCGAUUCGAAGGCUGGAGAACGGGGUGACAGACGCAACAAGAAUGAGACACAGUGAAAGAAAACGAACCAAAGCUUUUUUCCAGAUAAACAAUACCGCUAGGUCCAACAGAACCCCGCGGCUGGAAAGCCGCGCUCAUCUGGGACAAGACAAGGUGUGUACGGACACCCCAGAAAUCCGUCGGUGGUCGAACCGUGUGUGUGGCUUCUUUUCUCGCUUGUUCGCCGGACUUUUUUCGCGUAUAUUCUCUUCGUUUCAAACGCAGAACUCAUGAGUCACUGCGAACCGGGUUGUAUCCUCCAAGAAGGCGUGAGUUUUUCCAAGGAGUUCUGUCUUUCUCGAGCGACUACCGAUUUUGCGCUCCCAGUAGAGUCCGGAGCUGGUUCGGUGCCCGGUUGCAAACACUGCCUGUUCCCCUUUUUUGGAUCCAGAAAACUGCCGAAAAUUCUUCCGCUUGCAUGUCCACGAACGCAAGCACGCGCCCUCUCUCAUCUGGCGACAGUGUGUGCAGUGUACAUAAACCGGCGGCUGAGAGCAGCGCGUCGCUGUCUUGCCGCCCCCCUGGCGCCGCGCUCGUCAUUUCCAGCUCUCUUCCCUUGUUCGUGGGAAAAGCUCUGCAUCCCGCCUUUUGCUGUUGAUGCGUUUUGUCUCAUCGUCUUGCCUUCAGCUUCUUCCAUCUUCUCCCCUUCGUUUUUUUCGCUCGUCUCCGCGCAAGCUCGGGCGCGAACAGGUCGCUGCCCCGUCACGAACUGCUUCAAACAGCAAGUUGACAACUGGACAUGUCUGCAUUGAACUCUUCUCGAGGCCGGAAGGUGUGCAGCAACUUCCUUCUCAAGAACGGCCGCGACUCACGCCCGUGGAGAAAGUGAAGAACCAAGAGGGGGAAAGGAACAAGACAAAGAAAGAAAGAAAGUGAAGAACCAAGAGAGUGAAAGAAAGGAGAGGAAAAGUCGUAGAGGGUUGUGGACAUCGGUUGUGGGGUGAGAAACAGGGUCGCGGGAUUCUCCGCCUCUGAGCAGAGAAGACAGAUCUCUUUCUGACCGCAGAUGUAGACAUGUCCAGACGCAGAAAGGGGCGUGACGACAGAGGAGUUCUGAGUGGGGAAACGGCGAGCGUACACCAGCGGGGCAGCAAGAAACGAACACAGUCGGAGGUGGAUCCUGACGAGAAACAGGGAAAGUGCAGAGCACAGAGAUAUGCGCCUUGCCGCAACUCCUGGCGGAGCUUACAGCGCGCGUCGUAUCUUCUCGAUCGCUCCCGUCUCUGCGCUCCCUGGAUCCCCCGGAGUCUACGUACACCCCAGGACGCAGUCAGGACCUGUGGGCUGUGUGUCUCCAGACUUUCUCGUCGCCAACAUGCAGUCGCAACGCCCGUCGCUCGCUUCGCUGAAGAAGAGACGUCGCGAGCAGGGCGUCUUCAGCCUCGGCGCUCGAGCCCGCAGCUGUCUGUCUGUCUCUGAAGAAGCCGCGGAACAGUGUAUCCAGGAACGCAGAGAAAGAGACGGCGAGCAGGGAGAAACCUCUGACGCCCAACUGGGUUUCCUGCCAACGCAGGUUCUCUCGGAUGGAGACACCGGCGCGUCUCAGGCGAUCGAGCUCCUGUCUCCGGAGAAAAAUGCCUUCGACCUGACGCGAGUCGCCGCCUCGCGUUUCUCGGAUCUGUGGAGACCGCGCGGCAGCCAGACGCCCGCAAAGGCAGAACCUGGAGACACCGGAACGUGCAGCGGAGAGGCCGGCAGCUACGGAGCUAGAGGAGCUCUUCGAUCCGACAAAGAGAACGUUUUCUCGAGAACCGACGCCACCAGUCUCACAAUCAGCCCCGGCGAAGCGUGGACGACCGGAGGCGUCGAGAACGGCGAAGAAUGUUCACCAGAGUCUGCGAAAGAGGAACGCAGUGUGCCAAAUCCGCAGCACGGAGACAGGCACCAGCGCAGCGAAACGCAGAAGCUGAAGAAACAGAGAGAAGAGAAAGAACCGCCGCCACUUCAGCCCCGUGACGGUGCCCCUUCUUUCGCGUCUCUCGGACCUGCCUCCGCCUGCCUCCUUCCUGUCUCCUUGCAGUUCGCUUCCUCCUUCUCCGGUGCUGCUCACAAAGGCCAAUCUUGUUUCACUUCCCUCUCUCUUCGUUUUUCGUCUUCACUCUCAACUUCUCCUCUCGUGGAGACUGCACCUUCUUCUCUUGCGUCCUCUCUUCCUUCUUCCUCUCAGUCAUCUCUCGAUCCUUCGUCGGUCCCUGCAUCGUCUGGGUGUGCCUCUUCAUCCUCUUUGCCUGCUUCUUCUUCGUCUUCUCCUUCCGCCGCUCCUUCUUCUGCAUCUUCCACUUCUUCCAAUUCCUGUCCUUCCUGUUCUUCUGUGUCUGCAUCUUGUUCUGCCUCGCCAGCGGUAGACGUGGAAGCUCCGCCUUUGGACGUGGAGAGCUUUCUGCGUCGACACGCAGCGGCGGCGGAGACAGGCCGGCUGCUGCUGGUCUCUGCUCGCACCCGUCAGCGAGUGGAGGCGCAUCGGAGAAAGAGAGAAGCCCAGUCUGGCGCAAGCAGUCCUGACGCGGAAGGGGCGGAGGAUCCGGAGAGAAGCGAAGAGAAACCACGCGCGGCGGCAAGGCAAUCGACGGGAACAGAGAGAGCCGAAGGCGGCGAGGCAGCUGCGACGGCAGAGCCCGUGGAGCCUCAGCGCAUGCAACCAGCGCGGGAGCCGCUGACGGGAGGAGGAGACGCAGAGGCGAAAGGGGGAGGGAAGGGAGAAACUCGAGUAGAAAACGAGAUGCUCGAGGAGACCGGAUUCGAAAGGAGACGACGAAACAGCGAACGAAGCGAGGUGACGGACCAAGCGACGGCGGACUCUGUCGAGAAAGUUGGAGACCGAAGUGACACUCACGAGAGACGCUGUGGAACCGGAGAGAAGUUCCAAGUGCCAGUGUAUGCACCUCAGACGACUUCCUGCUCGCGCGCCUCCGUGACCUCCGUGACAGACAUCGAAGACAUUGCCGAGUGGCUCGAAGAGCCAAAGUGUGGAGCAGCGGGACCCGUACCGGCAACUUGGGCUCCAAACUUGCCGGACGCCGCGGAUCUCGCCCGAUGCGGAGACGCCGGAGACAGUGCGGCUUGCGAGAUGGGAAGAGCUCGACAGGAAGAGCAGAAGAAGGGAGGAGACAGUUGGAUUCCACUCAAGUCGAAAAGCCUCCCCUCCGUCACAGACUUCUCCGCGCAACUCUGGUGCGAGCGCCAACUUCAGUUCACCUUGCAGACAGGCAUUCGCAGGGAGACGAUUGCCAUGAAAAAAGGCAGUGUGCGGCAUUUGGCGCUGGAGCUUUACCAUUAUCAGAUGGAAGAGGUUGUCGUCGAGACGGAAGAAGAGGCGAUGGCGUUCAAGCUCCUCAACUCGAUUCAGCAAGUGCAGCAGCUGCGGACGCGGGGAGUCUGCCGCGAGUUGUGGGUCUUCGGUCCCGUGGCGGGGCUGAUGGCCCGCGGGGUCAUCGACGAGUUGCGCAUCGGGACUGUCGAUCCGUCCGCCUUUCCAGAGUCAGGUGCUUCUCAAAUAAGGUCGCGUCCUCUCUGGCCGGAGAUCCCUUCCGGUGGAGGUUUCGCCGCGGACGCCCAGCAGGGCGCGCCUGACCUGUCGCUCCCUGACUGGGAAACUCUCUUCGCGGACAAAGACGGAGGUGGAGAGAGAGCUGGCGAGGAAGGAGAGGCGACGUGCGGUGCAAAGGCGAGUUCUUUCUCCGGGGCAUGUUGGAGGCGCGGGCCAUCUGGAGAGAGGGCUUUCGCAGGUGCAGGGGCGUUUCUGUGUCCCUGGGAAGAAGCCAGAGGAGAGAAGAGGAGUUUCACAAAGAGUGCGAAGGAGAGGUUCUUCACGCUCUUGAGCGAUAACAAGACGCGCAGCGUGAAGAAAACUCCCUGUCUUGCGCAGAAACAGACCUCAGCUCUUCAGCUGCAGAUCUACUGGCAAAUGGUCGACCGCCUCCGCCGAGAGCCGCUGCCUGUGGACCUCUUUUUCGCGGCCUUCCAACUCGACCGCCGCGCUCGCCUCACGCAUCCCCUCCUGCUUGCGAGUGCCGAAGCAGCUGGCGUGACUGUGAGCAGCACCGGGGUCUCAGUCGCCGAGAGCGAACAAGAAUCGAGGAAACAGGAAGAGCCCCCGACGGGUGCGGUUGGGGACAGAAGCGCAGCGAGGUGUCGAGGGAGAGAGGCAGAAGAGGCGCUGGAUGCGGAGGACGCUUCGCACAGCUGUAUCGACGAACACGAAGAGCAGAGGUCGCCGGGUCGAUUUUUGGUGCUGGAGUCGCUCUUGGGAAGUCUGCAAGAAGAACUGCAGCGGCUUCCUCCUCUCUGGAAAGAUGUACACGUCGUGUACGAGUGCGAAGGUGAAGAAUUUGCGAGAGAAAAGAUUCCGUUCCACGCGGCUUCCGUCGAGCACUCGCUGCAAGAGCUCACGAGCUGGUGGCGCGGCCUCAGACCUGCAGAGGCCGUGCAAGUCUCAGAGAAGUGGAAGUGCCGCAGUUGUCACUUCCUCGCGGACUGCCACGAGACUCCGCUGGGCGAGGACGAACGCGCGACGGCCCUGAAGGAGCAAGAAGAAGCUGAAGUGGAAAACAAACGAGCUCUGGAGGAGUUCGACGAGGUCGUCGCGCUCCAGCAGGAACAGCAGAGACUUCAAGAGCUCCUCGACACAAAACGAAAGUCGCAGAGAGUCUUGGGGUCGAGCAAGCUGUCGGCUGAUCGGGAGCCAACUGAGGCGGCAAGCGACAGAACGCGUUUCGGACGCGAGCCUGGCGUCGCGUCUGCGUGUCAACAGCCGCCCCGUGUCAACUAUGACACUGUUUCCUCUUGUCUGUCUUCUGAUUCCUCGCAUGCGUCUUGUUCCGUUUCUUCCUUUUCUUCGUCUCCAGCUUCUCUUCCUCUGUCGCCGCCUUGCUCCGCCUUCGGGGUUCCACACUCGCUCUCGACGCAGGUUGCGGCGCUGCACAGUCAGCGAAGGGAGUCGUUCUCCGCCUCCGACGGGGGCAGUGGCAGCUUCCCCGGCUUGGGUGUACAGGAUGCUCCACGUUUUCAGUCGCACAGCUCCGUCGCCGUGAAGCCACAGAGUCAGUUGCAGUCUGCUGGCAAGCGGCGGUUCGCAGCGUUUCUCUCAUCGCAAGAAAGCAGCGCACAUGGGGCGGGAAGAAACACCCAGACGAACGAUGAGCAUCUGCAGACGGGACGGAGCAAAUUGCCAGGCAACUUGUGUGACACACCCCAACAACUUGCUUCUUGGGUGGACGCGGCGCCUUCCAUGGAACGGCUGCGCGCCUGUCGCAACGAAGAUGCACAAAACCGUUCGAACGCAGUUGACGUGUCUGCACACCCCAGAUCCGAUAGCGCUAACUCGGCGCACACACGUUCCCCCCACGUAACGGAGAAAGCGCACACUUCGUUGACUUUCAUGUCUUUCAAAAAAAGUGCGAGUCGAACCGUCGUUUCUCGUUCCGUCGCCUCGAUUUCGGCGUCUGCAUCCCCGCGGCCUUCGCCGGACUUCGCCGGUGACUUCUUUUCCGGAAAGACUUGCAGUGGUUACCGACACGAACAGAAAGACAUGCCAACGAAAGCACGCAGUUCUCCGGCACUCUCUGAUUCGGAGCGGAAAGUGAUGUCGGCCAAGACACCUGAAAAAGAUGUAGAGGCGAUAAGUAGGGAUGGAGAAGAAAAAAGGGGGAAGGGGACAGAGGGGACGACCUUGGCGAAGGCGGUGGAUCGACAAGACGUGGAAAAGAAAAGUCAGAAAAUGACAUAUCUCCAGGCAGGUGCGAAACAAGCGACGAAAGAGCAAGGCAGAGCACCGUGCGCCAUGCAGAGGAAAGGCCUUCAGAAGGGAAAGAAGAACGAAGCGACCAUCCUAGAGGGGCAGAGGCAUAUCACUCGUUAUUUUGCGACGAAGAACACCGGGGAGAGAAAAGGAAAGGGCGCUGAUCCAGUUAUUGAUGUUGACAACGUGUCGCACCCAUGAGAGGAGAAAUGGAAGGGUGCUUCCCGGUUCACUGUGAGGUGGAUGGGACCUGAGUGCUCAGAAUUUGUUCGACCGCCACAUUCGGUCGACUCCGAGUAACAAACCUAGGGAAGGUGAUACAAGAGAAACGUGGGCCGCUGACGAGAGGGAGAAUGGAUUCCACACGCCUGAGUUGUUCCCUUCUUUUCUUUCUGAGAGUGAAGAGCCUUGUAUGUCUGCUGUGCUGAUGUGGAGAGCAAGUACCGCAGAGAUGGUGCUGUGACGUGGCCAUGGCGAUGAACGUAGAUGGGAGGUCGAGUGAAGCGUGUGUCAAGGAAUCGGGGAACGGUGUGUGCAAGCAGCUCGGUGCUAAUUGAAAUUGGUGAAGCGACAUAUGAACAGAUGUGGAAGUCGCGUAGGUGUUUCUGAUUUGCGCAUCUGUCGGGACCAAAGGAAGGGAAGGUGAGGGAUUUAUGUUCGUUAGUUUUAUAUCCAAGUUCUCACGCAUCAUGCAACAGUAGAACGCUCGUUCGUUUAUUAGACCCACUCAUGUAGCGUUUCUACCGUUCUCUGUUUCUCUACCGAUUGUCCGGCAACAUCUUCCCCAUGGUGAGCUAGUAUAGCAUUGUCUUAGAAUGAGCAGUCUUUUCCGCACUACUGCUUUAGAUCAGCUGGACACCAGUUGUGGGAGUGUGUUUCUACUUGUGGAUAUCUUGUUUGUAUCGGGACUUUAAAAAUGUCAUCAUGCGAGACCUUUUCGGAUCUACAUGUCGUGGAGGCGAUUGCAAGUACCUCAUUAAUACUGUUUUGAGGGCGUACCGUCCCUUUCCAUGUCCUGUGGCUUAAAUUUUUGAAGUGAAGUGUAAUGAAGCGACAUACGGGCGCGAAGAGCUCAGCCCAAAAAUUCCCGUUUGAGAACAAAUUUGUUAAAGUUGCUCACCAACAGCUUCCUCUCCCAUUUGCCUACAACUGCAGUCUUCGAUAAUGGGAGAGAGAAAUGUAUGUCAAGGAUGGUGAGGAUUUUGACGGCGAAAUCCUCAAGGAGGCGAAACAGGUCUUUAUGAACGUCGUGGCUCAAAAACAAGUUUCAAGUUGCCGCAGUCACAAAAAUGGGGGGAGGGAAGGAAAUCGGGCCGAGGUGAGGUCGUCUUGUUUCGUUUUUCGGAGGUUUGUCCGUCCCGUGAACGAACUUUCACAUAGCUAAGGAGGUAGAAGUCGAA